Messenger RNA from Lolium rigidum, 1357 nucleotides. RefSeq names its product protein DJ-1 homolog A-like. NCBI's taxonomy places the organism in Eukaryota, Viridiplantae, Streptophyta, Magnoliopsida, Poales, Poaceae. Bases 1 to 1353 code for a protein of 450 amino acids. Gene Ontology annotation, cellular component: nucleus; cytosol. The transcript is spliced from 8 exons. Gene Ontology annotation, biological process: protein deglycation, glyoxal removal; guanine deglycation, glyoxal removal. The record is from RefSeq and is a predicted model, not a curated record. Gene Ontology annotation, molecular function: protein deglycase activity.
AUGGCCGCCGUCGCCCCAGCACCAGAGGACCUCGCCGUGGAGGCAGCCUGCAAGGUCAAGCUCGUGCCGGCCGGCGUGGAACGCGACGAGCAGCAGGGGGGUUGUUGCUGCUGUGCUUCCUCUCUGGCGAGGCGGGCAGUGUCCUGGGGCAGGCAGCUCCUCUCCCGCGCCGUCGUCGGCAGCGAGCCGAAGCGUGUGCUCGUGGCGGUGGCAGCCGGCACGGAGCCGCUGGAGGCGGCUGCCCCUGCCGACAUUCUUGAACGCGCCGGCGCAAGUGUCACGGUGGCCACCGUCGGCGACAUCGUCGUGGAGGCCGCUCACGGGGUCAGGUUCGUCGCGGACGGCAGGGUCGCCGACCUGGAAGGCGAGGAAUUCGACCUCAUCGUCCUACCAGGAGGAAUGGUAGGAUCAGUUAAUCUUAGAGACUGCAAGGAGCUCGAGAAGAUGGUCAAGAAGCAUGUACAGAAGGGGCGCCUCUACGGUGCCAUCGGCGCCGCUCCGGCGGUGGCGCUGGCCAACUGGGGCAUGCUCAAAGGCUUCAAGGCGACUUGCUAUCCGCCAUUGUUGGGCAGGUUCGGCAAUGAAGUGAUCGCCGUGGACUCGAGGGUGGUGACGGACAGGAACCUGGUGACCAGCCAGGGUCUCGGGACGGCGAUCGAGUUCGCACUCACCUUGGUGGAACAGCUCUACGGAGAAGACAAGAUGGAGGAGGUUGCUGGACCUUUGUAUGUGCGCCCCCAGCAAGGAAUUGACUAUACCAUCAAAGAGUACAAUCAGAUACAAUGGAAAUGCGCCGGCACACCUAAGGUUCUCGUACCAGUUGCCAAUGGCUCGGAGGAGAUGGAGGCUCUCAACCUGAUCGACGUGUUGCGCAGAGCAGGGGCACAUGUUACUAUCGGAUCGGUCGAGGAUACGCUGCAGAUCGUGACCCGUCACCACAAGUUCAAUCUCAUAGCUGAUGUGAUGAUGGAACAAGCAGCUGAAAUGGAGUUCGAUCUGAUCGUCAUGCCGGGUGGUAUUCCUGGGGCUAUGAAGUUUACCAGUACAGAGGAACUUGUUGCUUUGCUGAAGAAACAGGCAGAAGCUGGUAAACCCUACGGCGCAAUAUGCGCUUCCCCUGGUUACGUCCUCGAGCCCCACGGUUUGCUCAAGGGUAAGAAGGCAACAUCAUUUCCACCGGUGGCGUACCUGCUUAGAGACCAGAGCGCGUGCGAAUACAGGGUCGUCGUCGACGGUAACCUCAUCACUAGUAAAGCGCCAGGUAGCGCGACAGAGUUCGCCCUGGCCAUUGUUGACAAGCUAUUCGGCCGAGAGAAGGCGGUCUCUGUAGCCAAGGAGUUGGUUUUUAUGUGACUGC